This is a messenger RNA of Archocentrus centrarchus (flier cichlid), 3573 nucleotides long. It is a transcript of the gene znf518a, whose product is annotated as zinc finger protein 518A. The record is from RefSeq and is a predicted model, not a curated record. Bases 103 to 2958 code for a protein of 951 amino acids. NCBI's taxonomy places the organism in Eukaryota, Metazoa, Chordata, Actinopteri, Cichliformes, Cichlidae. The transcript is spliced from 3 exons.
GCUAAAAGGAGCUCAGGGGCUGUAAUCCCCGGAUGAAACCAUCAUGGCUGCCACUCGCUGAGCUGUCAAGCUCUCCACAAAAGAAAAGAAAUCUGGAAAACAAUGGAUUCGGUGGGCAUCUGCGCAGCCACAUGCACGGGAGAUAAUAAACAAUGUACCAGCAUUAAGAACAGAGACCGCCGUAAACAGCUCCACCUCAGGAAGAAUGCCGUUCAGCCCCUAGCUAUGCAAAGUGAAGAUAAGCGUGGUCCAACAAAGAUAGCAGAGGAGUGGGAGCAGAGCACAGUGUGGCCUUCAUCAAAGAAGCCCUCACAGGAACCACCACAAAGUCAGCACGGGACAAAUGACAGUGGAAAUGCGCUCAGGUUUACAUGCUCUCAAUGCAGUGACAAUUUGGAAUAUGUUCCCAAAGACUUAAUGAGACACUUUGAGGAAAAACACGGAGGGAUCGCCCCAGUUUUUUCCUGUCAUGAAUGCAAUUUUAGUACACACGAGUUCUCCUACCUUCAGGUCCAUCUGUUAAGCCACAAGGACACUUUUUCUAGUUGCAGCAUGUGUAAUGACAACGUUAAACGCACAUGGCCUGAAUUAUGUGCACACCUGACUGCGUAUCACUGCCCAGAUGGCAAAUACUCAUGUGAAAUGUGCCAGAAAUUCUCCACAGGUGAUGUUAGAGUAUUUUUAGAACACAUGUACAUACAUAAUUUGGACCCGGAAGGAGCUGAUAAUCUUUCGCUGCACACAAAGGACACGAAUCAGUUGUUAACCACUCAAAGUUUACAUUGUCAUCACAGUGGCUUUGAGGCAUCUCAGAAGUGGUUGAUAGCUAAGCGCAUUAAAACUGCCCACGUGUGCCAGAAUGGUAACCAGAAGAAAAAAAGGAAGGACGUUGACACAAUCCCCAAUAUGAAGCCCAGAACAAGAAGUGCAGUUAGGGAAAUGUGCUGGCUGACACAGGACUGUCUUUCUCUGCCAGGGAAAGAAUUCUUGGAUAAAUACUGCCAUCUGUCAGAUCCACAAACAACACUAGAGGAGACUCAACAGUUUCUGAUGAAAUCUGUCGCAGGAGAAACCGGUGACCAGAAAUGGACCAAAGCUCUUAAAACUGUUCUGUCGAGCAUCCCGCAGGAUAUGAACCUUCUCCCCAAGCCAGAGGACAGCAUCGUGUCGUCUGAUCUUACUGUCCUGACACUGAAGAACAAGAUAACAGUAGCUCAGAAUGGGGCCGCCUAUGGCAAAAGGUUGAAAAUGGUGGCAGCAUCGGAUAAGGAAGACGUUUGUUCUGAAAGUGCUGGUGUUGAUGCUCAGAGUGUUGUCGACCAAAAUGGAUGUCAGUCGAUGUCGAAUGAGUGUGCACCUUGUCCACAGGCUGAGAACAAUCUACGCAAUGACAUCUCAGCGUCAGCCCAGAGCGAGCUGUCAGAGCGCGCUCACAUGCAGGAAAACAGAGAAAAUCAGGAACUAAAGGCUGUUCAGGAACCCGAGGAACAUAUGAAAAAGCUGCAGGGGCCUGUUUAUGGUGAUGGCAUUCAUGCUUCCAGUGAUCUGAAGUUGACAAAGGAGAUUGAAGAGCAAACGCCUGUGUAUAAAGCCAUGCCAAAGAACAAGAGGAAAUGUCGACGCCGUAAAAGAAAGACCAGGUUUAAAAAAGCAGAUGAAAGAUCACCGGAACUGUCCUUAAAGAUAGUGUUGAAGAAGAAUCCUGUGAAGGACAAGCAGUGGGUGUCACAAACUUCUUUGUCUCCAUCAGACGGCAGUGUGAUACAUGACCAUCAUGGACUGCAAUAUCCAGCAAUGGAGGAGACGGUACAGAUUCUCCAAAAUGUGUGCCCAGUGGAAGCACACCAGAUGAAAUUGACAAAAGGUUCUGAGGCUGACCUCCACGACCAGUUUGAAGCCACUGAUUCAAUUCUGCAGUCAAAGCCAAGAGAAGACUUCACCCCAGGUUGCACUGCAAAGCCAACAAGGUCUAAAAAUAUGACUGCAAACAUGCCAGAUGUACACGAAGGCUUGCUUCCGGGACAUCAAGAACUGCAGGAUGGCACAGAGAAAUCCCAGCACUUCAUGGAAGUUGAUAAGAGCAGUUCAGCCUGCCAGAUGAGUCCGUCAGUGACUGAAGUAAAGAUUCACCCCGAGAAUGUACGGCGCGAAACGUCACAGAGUGGCAGUCUCUGCCCUGUGUCGGGUGAUGAGAUGAGUUCGGUUGGUGAUGGAGUAACUCCUCAAAGCGGCAGCCAGUCUUCCUCUAUUUCCCAACCGGUUAUUCCAACACAAAAUGAGAGAGAAGAAGUUUCCAGCUGUGGCCCCUCUGCAGAGCAGAGUGACCGGAAUGUUGAAGGAAUGAAAUUCGGAGAAGUUCCUGUAGACUUCUGCCCAGAUAUCCUUGGUAGCAGCCAUUUACCUGCUGGAAAAGCCAUCGAAGAAGAGCCCUCAUCACCCUCCGGCUGUCGGUGGCGGCCUGUCCCAAAAAACCUGGAGAGGACCCUGAAGUUGAUAGCCUUAAAUCCCUCUCAACUGGUAAAGCGUCCUGCGGGAGAACAGCCUGUUGUGGUGCUAAAUCAUCCUGAUGCUGACAUCCCCGAGGUGGCCAGGAUCAUGGAGGUUGUGAAUAGGUACAGAGGAGAUGUGAGGAAGGUCAUACUGUCACGCAGGACUCUGAACGCGCUCUCAGCUUUGAGCGGCGAGCUUCCCAGGACCAACGACCCAACAGAUGGCCGAGCGGAACCUGCGCGGAACAGUAAAAACUCAGUACAGGAGAGAUUCUCUUUGAAGUUCAGACUUCGUAGGCUGAGCAGGAAAAAGUACGAAAUGGUGGGCGCAGUCUCUCCCAGCAGAGAUGUUGUGACGAAGUUUCGCUGCUGGUUUUGCGGCAGGGUCUUCACCAGCCAGGAAAUGUGGAUGGCCCACCGGCAGCGGCACCUGAUAGAGUGGAAUAGGCCAAACUGUGAAAACUCUUAAAUGUCGUGCACACUGGAUUAAAAAAAAAAAAAAAGUAACUAAAAUAUUCUGGAAAAAGGAGAAUUUGCAAUAUGAGAAAGCAAUAAUGGAAACUGUUUUAAUUUUCAAGUCUUAAAUGUUGUUUUUGUUAAGAAUCAAGUCGCGCUUCCUGGAGGGUUCACAUUCUCAGGGUAUUUUUUACCUAUCGUUUCUCUCCCAGUCUGAGUAGCUUGAUGCACCUCUUUGUAGAAUAGUGAUUAUUUGUAAAGCCACGAGGAUGCGGCGUAGAUAAAUUUUGUUUUGUUUUUGUUUGUCUACACAAUAGCUUUAUUUAAGGUGACUUUGUACACUGUCGUAUGGAAUCUUUAUAGAACACUGUAAUAUGUAUAUUUGCCAUACCAUCUGUUUUAUGGAUCAGUUUAUGUACGGGUAGGCUAUACAGUGUGGUAGCUGUAAUAUUUAUGUUUUUGGAAUGGGUCACAGAGACCCACAAGUUACUCAGAUAAACCAAAACUGUGUGUUUAAACAGAAAAAAAAAACCCAAUAAGCUGUUUUAUUCAACAUUUAUUUAUGAUACUUAGUUUAGCCUUUAUGAGCUUCCUAAAUGCUUUUUGUUUUUUCAGGCCAUUAGUAAAA